This is a messenger RNA of Dentiscutata erythropus, 186 nucleotides long. The record is from the annotation of a GenBank genome assembly. NCBI's taxonomy places the organism in Eukaryota, Fungi, Glomeromycota, Glomeromycetes, Diversisporales, Gigasporaceae.
AUGCCUAUAGCUUCUUUGGACUAUACAGAUAUUAUUGAAGAUGCUGCAAUAGAAUCAGAUUACAAUAUUAUUCUACUUGAAUUUUCUAUUCUAUUAACACUCUCCUCUUCAUAUAAACAACCCCCUAGAAAAGUCCCUCUUUGGAAACAAGCAUCAUCUGAACAAAUCCAAAAUAGAACUAGAUAA